This is a messenger RNA of Trichoderma citrinoviride, 5382 nucleotides long. RefSeq lists its product as hypothetical. Gene Ontology annotation, biological process: barbed-end actin filament capping; mitotic actomyosin contractile ring assembly; actin filament bundle assembly. Gene Ontology annotation, cellular component: cell division site; mating projection tip. NCBI's taxonomy places the organism in Eukaryota, Fungi, Ascomycota, Sordariomycetes, Hypocreales, Hypocreaceae. Gene Ontology annotation, molecular function: actin binding; small GTPase binding. The record is from RefSeq and is a predicted model, not a curated record. The coding region runs from base 1 to 5382 and encodes 1793 amino acids. The transcript has 2 exons.
AUGUCGUCCGCUGCCGAUAAGUCAAGGCAGUCUUCUGGCGGCAGAUCCCUCUUCUCCAGAGGCAAGCACCGCGCCGACAAGCGCUAUACCGACCUUGAUCCCAAGAGCUCGUCAGAUCAGUUCGAAACGGCGUCCAUAAUCUCUUCGCGCUCCGCGCGCCACAAGCGGGAGUCGUCGUCGAUUUCGAUCGACCAACCCAGUUCUCCUGAUGCUGGCGUAAACCAGUUGGCGGGUGUCAUCACGUCCAUCCCCUACGACGUCCCGCCAGGCGCCCCCGCCUCGACCGAGUUCAUGUCUAGGCCCGACCAGGCGCCCCCGCGCCGCGAGCCCGUCCCUCACCAGCUCAACAUCAGCGGCGUCGACUUCCACCAGUAUCCGUCCAUCGGCGACUCGGCCGCCAUGUCCGCACACUCCCACUCGCCCGCCCGGCCCGGCACCGCUUCCAACAUGCCCAACAACAUCACCAUGGCCACCACCGGCAAGCAGGCCCAGUACCAGCAAUGGGGGCCCGGGCCGAGCCUCGGCCCUGCUGGGCUUGUCCCCGGCUCGUCUCGUGUGAGCACCGCCAGCACCAUCACCAACGGCAACGGCUCGUAUCCCGUGCGCUACGACUCCUACCAAAACCCGUACAACAACGGGCGCUCCUCCGGCGAGAGCUUCAACAGCCCCUACAGCUCCGGUGGUCAGGGCUUUCUGAACCCGGCGUCCGCCCGCUCCUCGCACGUCACGCUUGCGCCCUCGCCGCCCUCGAGCUCGCACCAUUCCAUCCACUCCCUCCAUCCGCCUCACUCGCCCCGCGAGUCUCAUCAUCGGCUGACCAAGAUGAGCGCCUACGGCGCAACCUCCCACGAUGGCUUCUACUUCCCCAAGCCCGAUGACAACUAUGUGGUCGAGCAGAUGUUCAUGCAGCUCAUGCAGAAGCGAGGAUGGCACAACCUUCCCGAGCAGGCCAGGAGACAGAUGACGGCGUACCCUGCCGAGAAGAAGUGGACGCUGCUACAUCAGGACCGCUUGACGGAAUGGCAAGGAGAGCAGAAACGGAAGCAGACCGCCAGGGCCAACCAGUACGCCACGCCCGACGUCACCACUUAUUCCGACGAAGAGGGCACUCCCGAGUGGUAUGUCAGGAGGGUCAUGGAGGACAAGCUCGACGCCAAGGGGAUGGGGUCUCUGGAGGUCAACCUGAGAACGCAGCAGAUUGGCUGGGUCAAACGAUUUGUCGAAUGUCAAGGCCAAGUGGCCUUGGUUACCUUGCUACUCAAGAUCAAUAGGAAGAAUGCCAACGGCGGGCCGGCGUCGUCGACGACAGCCGUCGACACUCGAACCGAGAAGAACCUGGAUCGCGAAUACGACAUCGUCAAGUGUCUCAAGGCCUUGAUGAACAACAAAUUCGGCGCCGACGAUGCCCUGAUGCAGUCAAAGGUCCUGCUGGCCUUGGCUACCUGCCUGAUAUCCUCUCGACUUACGACCCGGAAGCUCGUCAGCGAAAUCCUCACCUUCCUCUGCACCUGGGGGAGCCAUGGCGAGGGACACUUGAAAGUCAUCCAGGCUCUGGACGAAGUCAAGACGCAGUCGGGCGAGAAUGGGAGAUUCGACGCCUGGAUGCGGCUGGUGGAGGUUACCGUGGACGGACGAGGCAAGAUGGGCAGUCUCGUGGGUGCGAGCGAUGAGCUUCGAACAGGAGGUAUUGGCAUGGAGAACUUGCUGAUGGAAUAUGCGGUGGCCACCCUGAUACUCGUCAACAUGAUCAUCGACGCGCCGGAGAAGGAUCUCCAGAUGAGGGUUCACAUCAGGGCCCAGUUCCACGCGUGUGGCAUCAAGAGAAUCCUGACCAAGAUGGAGGGGUUCCAGUACGAGCUGCUGGACAAGCAGAUUGAUCGGUUCCGCACCAACGAGGCCAUUGAUUAUGAGGAUAUGCUCGAGCGGGAGAACAGCAGUGUAAAGGACAACAUCGAGGGAGACCCCAAGGACUUGACCGACCCGAUCCAGAUCGCAGAUACGAUCCAGCAGCAGCUGCACGGAACCAAGACACACGACUACUUUGUGUCUGCUCUCCAGCAUCUUCUGCUCAUCCGCGCCAGUGAUGGCGAGGAGCGCCUGCGCAUGUUCCAGCUCGUCGACUCGAUGCUCAGCUAUGUCGCCAUGGACCGCCGAUUACCCAACAUGGAUCUCAAGCAGAGUCUCAACUUUACGGUUCAGAGUCUGCUGGACAAGCUGCAUACCGAUUCCGAAGCCCGGCAGGCACUCGAUGAGGCGUUGGAGUCCCGUCAGAUCGCCGAGGCCGCCAUGGCCGAGCGAGACGAGAUGAAGGCCAAGUUGGAGCUCGGCGCUGAUGGACUAGUAGCCAAGCUGCAGAAGCAGCUAGACGAACAGUCUCGGUUUAUCGAGGCUCAGAGACGCCAGGCUGAUGGUCUCAAGGUCGAGCUGAAUAAUCUUCAAAGCGUCCGAGCCAAGGAAGCGCAGCGUUAUGAGCUUGAAACAAGAGAGCUGUACCUUAUGCUGCGGGACGCCCAGGACAUUGCGGCAUCCAACGCUGUUAAGGCCAGCAGUGGCAAGCCCGGCAAAGACAACACGGCACAGAUGCAAGGCAUUCUCGACCGCGAGCGCCUCAUGGAGCGUCUGCAGAAGCAGCUUGAGCGCCAAAAGACCCAGUACAAGCUGGAAGGCAGGAUUUGGGGAGACUCGGAUGGCCCCUCGGACCGCCUCCGUGCCCUCAGGGAAGCCAUGGAUGGCGAUGAGGAGCCGGGCACUCCCCCUGGCGGCGGCACACCACCGCGCGACUUCACCAACAGCGUACUCGGAACUAUUCACCGCGGCCGGAGAGCCUCCAAACGGCCAACGAAGCUCGAGCAGAGCGCCAUUGAUGAGGAUGAUACGGAGAUGGACGAGGAGGGUGUCGUCAUCGAGCGUCCUAGGAUCAUCGAGAUGAGGCGCCCGACUGUCGAUGCAAAGCAGCAGGCCCAGCUCAUGGGUGAGAUUGGCAACAAGGUCAAGCGAUACGAGGGCAGCGAUUCCGAAGCCGACGAGGGCGCCACCACGGGCCCAUCUCACCCGAGCAUGGACUCGUCGUCCUCCCCCAUCACCCCGGCAGAAGGCGAGGCUCCCAAGGUCGAAAUCACCCCUACCGCCGGACCCCCUCCGCCCCCUCCGCCUCCGCCUCCCCCGAUGCCCGGUCACUUGCCCGGCGUUCCCCCGCCUCCGCCUCCUCCACCUCCUCCACCGAUGCCGGGCGCGUUUCCCACCGGCGGUCCUCCACCUCCGCCUCCUCCUCCCCCUAUGCCUGGCAUGGGGAUGCCUCCGCCACCCCCACCUCCUCCUAUGCCUGGUGCUCAUGGUAUGGCACCUCCCCCUCCCCCGCCUCCUGGCAUGCCCGGCCACGUGUCCGGACAUUACUUGCCCCAAACGCCUUCUUUCGGCCCUUCGCCUACUAUGGGCUUGCCGGUGAUGCGGCCUAAGAAGAAACUCAAGGCUCUCCACUGGGAGAAGGUCGACACCCCCGAGACCAGUCACUGGGCAGCCCACGCCCCCUCAGCCGAGGAGAGAGAACAGAAGUACAACGAACUUAGCCGCAGAGGUAUUCUGGACGAAGUCGAGAAGCUCUUCGUGGCUAAGGAGAUCAAGAAGAUUGGUGGAUCUGGCGGCAAGAAGGAUGACAAGAAACAGCUGAUAUCGUCCGAUCUUCGGAAAGCAUUCGAAAUCGCCUUUGCCAAGUUUUCUCAGUAUUCUGUCGAAAAGAUUGUGCAGAUGAUCAUCCACUGCGACGAUGUCAUACUCACGAACCAGGGUAUCAUGGAUUUCUUGUCAAAGGACGACAUGUGCAACAUCAAUGACAACGUUGCCAAACAAAUGGCUCCGUACAGCAUAGACUUGACAGGGCCGGACGCUAAGAGCCAGACGCGAGAGUUGGACCCCGAGGAGCUCACACGGCAGGAUCAGAUGUAUCUGUACACGGCCUUCGAACUGCACCACUACUGGAAGAGCAGAAUGAGGGCUCUUGCGCUCACGCAGAGUUUCGAAUCCGAUUACGACGAGAUCAGUUCGAAGAUGCAGGACGUUGUCACUGUCUCUGAGUCAUUGAGAGAUUCAGUCUCCCUUAUGAAUGUUCUUGGUCUCAUCUUGGACAUUGGAAACUACAUGAACGAUGCCAACAAGCAAGCCCGCGGUUUCAAGCUCAGCUCGCUCGCCAGACUGGGCAUGGUCAAGGACGACAAGAACGAGUCGACCCUGGCCGAUCUCGUGGAGCGCAUUGUUCGAAACCAGUACCCAGAGUGGGAAUCAUUCGCCGACGACAUUACCGGUGUCAUGACGGCGCAGAAGAUCAACAUUGAGCAGCUCCAGGCCGAGGCGAAGAACUACAUUGCCAACGUCAAGAAUGUACAAAUGUCCCUGGAUUCUGGUAACUUGAGCGACCCCAAGAAGUUCCACCCGCAGGACCGCGUUGGCCAAGUCGUUCAGAGGGUGAUGAAGGAGGCGAGGAGGAAGGCGGAGCAGAUGCAGGUCUACUUGGAGGAGAUGAUGAAGACGUACAAGGACAUCAUGCUGUUCUACGGCGAAGAUCCUUCGGACGAAAAUGCACGGAGAGACUUCUUUACCAAGCUGGCCUCGUUCUUGAUGGAAUGGAAGAAGUCACGAGACAAGAACAUCCAGCUAGAGGAGCAGAGAAAGCGCAACGAGGCUUCCAUGAAGCGCAAGAACGCACAGACAAAAUCUGCCAGCCUUUUGGCAGACAAUGGGCCCGCAUCGCCUUCCAGCACUGGCGCCAUGGACUCGCUGCUUGAGAGGCUUCGGGCAGCCGCACCACAGGCGCGGGAUCAGAGAGACCGUCGCCGUCGUGCCCGCUUGAAGGAUCGCCACCAGGUCCGCGUAGCCUCUGGGCAGAAGAUUGACGCCCUCGACGAGAUACCCACUGUCGAAACGAACCUCUCUAAGACGGAGCCGGCAAUCAGCGAAGAGGGAGAGGCCCAGACGCCGACUUCCCAUCCACCUCCGUCACGAGAUGGCAAUGAAGGGGACGAUAUCGCCGACCAAGCAGCAGCGCUAUUACAGAAGAUGCGCGGAGGCGACGGAAACGACGAAGCGGAUGUCGAGAGGAGAGAGACGAUGAGAAAGGCGAGGAGGCAGACGGCAGAGGAGGAACGAAGGCUAAGAAGGAGACGGAGGGAAAGGGCUUCGAGCACGGUGGACGCAUCAAAGGACGAGUCCUCCAUUCUAUCAGUGGCAGAGGAGCCAUCCACGCCAGCAACGGAGCAGCCCAAGCAAGAGGAGGAGACGACACCGGGAACGCCAGCGACGCCAGCGGUAGAAGUGACGGUGGAGGCAAAGUCGGAUGAGAGCGCCAGCCAGGACGGCAAACCGGAGGAAUCCGACAAGGCGCAGGAGUAA